Molecule: messenger RNA, 3206 nt
Organism: Poecilia reticulata (guppy)
Lineage: Eukaryota; Metazoa; Chordata; Actinopteri; Cyprinodontiformes; Poeciliidae
Gene: tuba5
Product: tubulin alpha 5
Biological process (GO): microtubule-based process
Cellular component (GO): microtubule
Molecular function (GO): GTP binding; structural constituent of cytoskeleton
Source: RefSeq, a predicted model, not a curated record
AACUGCCUUACCAUCCUAGCACAAAUUCCCUUCAUAUUUCUUGUUUUAAAUUACAAUGUUAAGUGUUUUUUGUUGGGUUUCUGAGGAGACUCUGUCAGGAAAUGUUCUCAAGUAUUUUAAUUUGGUUGAAUUCACAUCAAUUUUUUAUUUUUAACCUGCAAGCAUAGUGCUGUGACGUACGGUUUUGUUCUUCUGUCUAGUCAAGCUCAACAAAACAUACUCAAUGACUUUCUUUUCAAAGGACUUGGCGAGUAAGUUGCAGCAAAUAACGUAGCUGAUACUUCAUCAGUCUCAUCAAUAUAUAAAUUAAAACGUUUAGGUUUAAAUGUAGAGUUUAAAACAUUAAAUGUCCCAACACUAAUUAGGUUCCUAUUAAAGUUGGAACCUCAUUAAAAAGCUUAGGUCCCAACACUGAGCCUUGUGGUACUCCACAAUUAAUGUUUUGAGCUCUGAUAAGUCUUCAAUGAACUGUAAAAAUGCUUUUCUGGUUAAGUAUUCAACAACUUGAGAACUAUGACUCUUUUUCUUUUCCCGUUGUCAUUUUAAUAUAAGCACAAAAAAAAGUAAAUACUCCAUAUUUCUUUAUAACUGCUUAGAUAAACGAAAACUCCAAACUAUUACAUUAAAUCCAGAUAUCAUUUGGGUUUUUUUCUGAUUCUCAUCCAUCAAGCUUUUCUGACACAAAGUUUGGUAAUGAAUGAAGAUUUCAGACACUUCCUCGAACAAAAGCGAAGUUCUGCGUAUUUUUCCUGACGUCUGCAAGACGUGACCAAGACGGCACGUUGUGUGUGAGAAGUGGAAUGAUGUUGAAGGAACGUUAGAGUUGUUCCCUCCCUCCAUCCAUCUGCCCCCUCCUCCUGAAGCCUAAAAUAAAAAGCGACGCACAACGCUGCGCCGAGUCGGAUGAGACGCGUCCCGGGACGUUACAGGGGAAUUUCACUGUCUGCAAAAUAGUUUUCUUUCAUCACCUGGAUCAAUCAAUAUGAGAGAGUGCAUCUCCAUCCAUGUGGGCCAGGCAGGCGUUCAGACUGGAAAUGCAUGCUGGGAGCUGUUCUGCCUGGAGCACGGCGUCGGUCCUGAUGGCGUUUUCCUGGACGGUCCUGUAGCUCCGAAUUGCCGUGAAGAUCCGUUCAACACUUUCUUCAACACUGGGAGUUUUGGUCGUCACGUUCCCAGAGCGCUCUUCGUCGACCUGGAGCCCACAGUGAUCGACGAAGUGAGGGUCGGGAAGUACAGAGAGCUCUUCCAUCCUGAGCAGCUGAUCUCUGGAAAGGAGGACGCGGCCAACAACUACGCUCGAGGACAUUACACCGUCGGGAAGGAGAUCAUCGAUGGAGUCAUGGAGCGUGUCCGGAAAAUGACGGAUCAGUGCACAGGCCUGCAGGGUUUCCUCGUCUUUCACAGCUUUGGAGGGGGCACCGGCUCCGGCUUCACCUCACUCCUAAUGGAGCGUCUCUCACUGGACUACGGCAAGAAAUCCAAGCUGGAGUUUGCCGUCUACCCAGCGCCCCAAGUUUCCACUGCGGUGGUGGAGCCCUACAACGCCAUCCUGACCACCCACACCACCUUGGAGCACUCUGACUGUGCCUUCAUGGUGGACAACGAGGCAAUUUACGACAUCUGCCGCCGCAAUAUGGACAUCGAGACUCCCGGUUACAUCAACCUCAACAGGCUGAUCGGUCAGAUCGUUUCCUCAAUCACCGCCUCGCUUCGCUUCGACGGCGCUCUCAACGUUGACCUGACGGAGUUCCAGACCAACUUGGUCCCGUUUCCACGCGUCCACUUCCCGCUGGUUACCUACUCGCCCAUCAUCUCGGCUGAGAAGGCCUACCAUGAGCAGCUGACCGUGGCGGAGAUCACCAGCUCCUGCUUCGAACCAACCAAUCAGAUGGUGAAGUGUGACCCUCGUCGCGGCAAGUACAUGGCGUGCUGCAUGCUGUACAGAGGCGACGUUGUCCCGAAGGAUGUGAACGCCGCCAUAGCUAAUAUAAAGACCAGACGCUCCAUCCAGUUUGUUGACUGGUGCCCCACUGGCUUUAAGGUGGGCAUUAAUUACCAGCCUCCGACUGCGGUGCCCGGCGGAGACCUGGCCAGUGUCCAGAGGGCGGUGUGCAUGCUGAGCAACACCACCGCCAUCGCUGAGGCCUGGUCCCGCCUCGACCACAAGUUCGACCUCAUGUACGCCAAGCGUGCGUUUGUUCACUGGUACGUGGGCGAAGGCAUGGAGGAGGGGGAGUUUGCCGAAGCCCGAGAAGACCUGGCCUGUUUGGAAAAAGAUUACGAAGAGCUGGGUCGGAUGAGCUCCGACUCUGAAGAUGAAGAAGUUUAAUAUCCAGAUAUUUCUAAAUAUUUUCCAAGUUGGAGCUAAAUAGAAAGUAUUAGACCCUUGUAAAGUAUUACUUUUCCAAGCCUGUUGUUUGAAAAGGCACAAAGUGAAACCGGAUUUUAAUUGUACUUUGAAAUGAACUGAAAUUUAAUUUUGUUUAGCAGGAACACAAUGAGAUGCUGCUUAACAUAAUUUACUUCUAAUCCCACUAUUGUCUUUUUUAAAAAUUGUAGAAAAUGUAAACUAAAACCACACAAGAUACUUCAUAGUUUAAAGCCUACAACACUGUUACUCAUUACUUUCGUAUUAAAUCUGUUUUUUGAGGGGGAAAGUAUGUACCACCUCUGUUUUUAAAUGUCUUCUUUUUGCUUUUAUAUCACAUUUAAAUCAAGUUUAAUUUUAGACUAAUUCAACUUAAAUGAAUACAAAAAGUUAUUUUAAAUGAUGAAUUUAUUUAUUAAUGAGGGGGAAAAACUCUUAUGGAAGCGCUUAACUGCCACAGCUAAGAAAUUAAUGCAAAAGCAGUAUCUCUUGUGAUAAGGAGAUUUAAAAAUACAUCCCCCUUAUACCGUCUUACUCUUUCUUCUAAAUCAAGGGUUUCCAAAAAAUUUCAAUACAGCCCCAUAAACACUAUUAGCAUCUGGAGGGGUCACCCCUUUUGCUACAAAAUAUUUAAAGAAAUAUGAACUUUUCUCAUAUAUAUUCCCCAUUUUAUAACUAUUACAUUCGUUUAACAUAAAUGCUGCCUCAUACUUUCUAAUUUUAGUUGGCAAUGAGUUCUUUCGGUUUUUGCAGACAGGCGUUUCCAUUUCGCGCUUGCUAGCUUAACGACGAGCAAAGCAGCUUGAUACGUUUAACUGGCAGCCAAUCGGAAAGAUGA